This is a messenger RNA of Actinia tenebrosa (Australian red waratah sea anemone), 3105 nucleotides long. RefSeq names its product QRFP-like peptide receptor. Gene Ontology annotation, molecular function: G protein-coupled receptor activity. Gene Ontology annotation, cellular component: plasma membrane. NCBI's taxonomy places the organism in Eukaryota, Metazoa, Cnidaria, Anthozoa, Actiniaria, Actiniidae. Gene Ontology annotation, biological process: G protein-coupled receptor signaling pathway. The record is from RefSeq and is a predicted model, not a curated record.
UUGUUAACGUCGCGGAGUCCUUAACUGAAUGAUUCCACAUGAAUUUAUCAUUUAAUAAUUAUAAUUAAUCUGAGUAAUGUAAGAAAAAGCUGUGUAAGGAAAUUCAUGAAGUAUUAUCAAAGUCUUGGCCUGGUAAAUAUGCUGUGAAGAUUCAGAGGCACUCAGUUUAAAGCACAAGUCCAUUCGUUCAAGACGAGCGAGUAGUUCUACUCCACACUUCUUGGAAGACUUAGCCCUCGUCUGGCUGCUAAGCUGAUGGAAAUACGCUGCUUAACAGAAAUAAAGUGCACUAUUUGAUAGCAAGUUCAUAGAUAAGUGAUACACAAAGAGCAAGCGAUAAAAAAAGGAAACGUACAGUAAAAGAAGACCUCAACUGCUGUUUGUCGUGUAUUACUAUCUGGAAAUACUACUAUCUGGAAAUCAUUUAAUGGCGUACCAGUAGCACACUUGCCUCUCACCUCUGGUUUCUCGGUUUGAUUCCUGGACUUGCCAUUAAAUCUAUCAUUCGAGCGGCUAGCAGUUGCACAAGUACUUGACGGAUCUUGAUCAUCUGAUUCUAAGAGAAAUUUAACUUUUAUGAAAUUACAAACCGUCGCAGAGCGAUUAGCAUUAUCAUCAAGCGGCUAUAUAUGGUUGGUAAAUUAUUUCUUGACUUAAUAGUGAUGUGUAAUGUGGAGAGCAGAGUUUUUAUAAGACGGUCUCUACCAACCAAUGGUUUAUGUUAAUUUGUGCGACAACCAUAAAGUUCAAGAGGAGAGCACAGUUUUUAUAAGACGGUCUCUUUCAAGCAAUGGUCUACGUUGUUUUGUACGACAAGCAUAAGAUUCAAGCGAAGAGCGCAGUUCAAAAGACAAUCUCUUCCAGGCAAUGGUUAGUGUUGAUUUGUUUGACAAGCAUAAAAUUCAUGAGAGCGCRCAGUUUUCUAAAGACGGUCUCCUCCAAAAUAAGAUAAUAGUGUGUUGGUUUGUGCGAGCUUAAAAAUCCAAUAGAAAGRCGAAACCCUGGACACUUGAGAAGGACUUUUCUUAAAGUUACAUGCCGCGAGAGAAAACAAGAAGUAUAGCAAAUAUGACAGCCAACUGGUCAAAUCCUCCUCGAGUAGAUUUUACUGCCAUGUUAAACCAAACUGCCUCAGAUUCUGAGGAGAGUUUCGAUGUAAGUGUUGUCCAACUCAUGUGUUUCCCGCUUAUCAUCGCGUUUGGGCUCAUUGGAAACACGUUAAUCUGUGUUGCUGUUCGUCGGCGCUCAAGACUUCGUAUCAUCGACUGCUUCAUCCUGAACCUCGCAGCUACAGAUCUAGCAACUUGCAUGAUCAGCAUCCCGUUUGACUUUGUGGAAGUUUUGACUGGAAAUUGGCCAUUUGGRUCCAUUCUUUGUAAAGUGGUCUAUCCUCUACAGACUAUACUGAUAUCUGUAUCGGUCUAUACUUUACUAUGCAUGAGCCUAGAACGCCGGAGGACAAUUAUACGACCUUUUAAACCUAAAGUCAAGAUCUGGAGAGUGUUUAUCGUGAUUUUGAUUCUAUGGGUAUUCAGCGUGUUUCUAGUGGCGCCGUACAUCGCAAUACUCGAUGUUGGGUACACUAAUAACUCGAGUGAUUGCCAAGAACACUGGCCAGAAAACACCUACGCCAAGGCCUAUACGCUGUCUUUAUUCAUUGUAAUUUUUCUGUUGCCCUUGUUUGCGAUUACUGCUAACUAUGUAACCAUCAGCUCGAAGCUUUGGAAGGACAUUGAGCGCAUUAGGAAAGCUAUUGGCGAGGUACCAAGCCAGGGGAAAAAACAUCUUAUCAAGGCAAGGGCUCAGAGAAACAUGAGAAUUGUCAAGAUAUUUGUUCUUGCGGUUGUUGUGUUUGGGCUGUGUAUGGUACCUUACCAUAUCAUGUGGAUUUGGCACGACUAUGGGUCUGGUUCCCACUACAAACAUUUUGGUACUAUUCUCGUGUUUUGCAAUAUCUUGACGUACUCUAAUUCCGCCAUCAAUCCUUUUAUUUUUGUUUUUCUUCACUCGCGAUACUGCAAAGACAUCCUCGCGCUUCUCCCUUGCGGUACCUGUCGGAGCCGACUUUGCAUAUUCCAUACCAAUACCUCAAAAAAGCACUUUAAAAACUAUACUAAGAAAAAGCGUAACGCUUAUACAAAAAGGACAGGUGCUUUUCGACGAAGAAAUGACCCUAACGCGCGCGAUGAGGUUUUCUAUCAUGGACAGCCGUGGAGUAACACUGCUCUUAUACGUGCUGAAGCCUGGAAUGCCGAAAGUGUCGGGAAACCCAACAGACAAAGACUGAAAUCAUGGAGGCGAAUCUGCCAAAUGGAAUAUCUUAAGGAAGCAAAGGAAGGAGAAAAAGAUUUAGAACUUAAUAUAGAACCUGUUAUACGACCGCGAAAACCGAGGGUCAAUUUUGGUGGCGAGAGAAUCAUACAUAUUGAUGAAUAUAAUAACGUUGAAAUGGAAUCGGCCAUAUAGAUUAACUUAGUAGACUCAGCGAGAAAAUUUGUAAACAUAGGUCCAGUUCUCAAGAUAUUGAGAUAAAGAGACAUGCGUAAUGAUCUUAAAUACCCGUCGCCAGCUGAGAGAAAUCGAAAAAAUCUAAAGUUCUCCUUUUCAAUUUAGCAUCGUUGACUGAAAGAAUUCGCUCUAAAAGUAAUAGAAUUUCUAGUUAAGCAUUCCAUACAGCGCUUUUCCUCUUAAAAACAAUGAAAUAAAACCCCGACUGUGUUCUUUACUUCCUGUUAUGAAACAACGAAUAGUGAGAGCUGCCUAAAUUAUGAAUCAAAUAAUGUGUGGUUUGUGCUUAACAUUCUAAUGACUUGGUUUUAUUUACAAUUGUGGUUUAUGUUCAAGACCUUUUUGUAUUCAUCUCUGACCACGAGGUACCCAUUUGCUGAUCCAUCAAUUUCUUUAAUCACUUGGUGUGAUUGUACGUCCUGCUGAUUCAAAUAGAUUUUUUUUCUUUCGUUAUGUUUMAUGAAUUUUCGAAAAAUCUGUUAAAACAGAUUGUCUGGUUGAAGUAACGAUCGUAAGGACUUCUUUGCGACUCAUUAUUUCUUUUAUUGAUUGCCUUCUUUAUUCAUUUAUUUACUCAUUUUCUUUCUUUCUUCCUUC